CUUGCGCCAGGGUGAUUUCCAUCAAGCUAUGCACAGCUACGAACAAGACGUGUUGGACAUGCAGGAAGCUGUUAGAGAACUGAGUGGCAACAGGAGUGAACGCGAGCUAUGCAAAGAGGAGAAGCUCUUGCCUCCUCUGCGGGAAUUCAAGAACAUCCACGUCGUAGCAGAGCACAUGUUUUUGGGAGUUCAACAGAUUGACCUCCAAAUUCCUCUUGUGUAUACUCAACAAGACGUGGAUAGAAUCAAGCCAGUGCCAUGUGGAGAGACGCAAACGUGCAAGGCCAUCAAAUGGGAUGAAGCAUUGAAUCCGGUUUUGAUCACCAUCGUGAUUGUAAACAUUCUGAUGUUCGCCAUCCUCGGCAUGAUUACGUUCCUACCAAGACUAAACGUUCUCUAGAUUAGGGGAAAUUUGUGACUUAGCUACUGCUCCUUCGGCAUUGUACAUUAUUUCAUAAACGCUUGUAACAUAUG
This is a messenger RNA of Guillardia theta CCMP2712, 474 nucleotides long. RefSeq lists its product as hypothetical. The coding region runs from base 29 to 400 and encodes 123 amino acids. The transcript has a single exon. Lineage: Eukaryota; Cryptophyceae; Pyrenomonadales; Geminigeraceae. The record is from RefSeq and is a predicted model, not a curated record.